Molecule: messenger RNA, 5256 nt
Organism: Fundulus heteroclitus (mummichog)
Lineage: Eukaryota; Metazoa; Chordata; Actinopteri; Cyprinodontiformes; Fundulidae
Gene: med14
Product: mediator complex subunit 14
Exons: 29
Coding region: 312-4616 (1434 amino acids)
Biological process (GO): regulation of transcription by RNA polymerase II
Cellular component (GO): core mediator complex; mediator complex
Molecular function (GO): transcription coregulator activity
Source: RefSeq, a predicted model, not a curated record
CCGCUUCUAUGCUAAUUAUCCCCGACAGCAAAGAUGGCGGCCAAGCUGCAUUGAAAUCUUCUCCGUAGUGAUUCACUAACUGACGCCUUAGCUGACUUCUUGUUCUGUGGACAAGUAACCGAGUCCUCGCGGCGUUGCUCUCCUCGAGGGAGAAAUGCUGUGAGGCUACGGGAGGAGGGGAAAACCAUCUUUCUGAGGAGGAGCUGGCCACUAUUCGCCGAGGCUUUCUCGUUGUGUGGCGGUGCGCGCAGCGGAGCGGCUAACUAGCCUGUGCCGUCGCUUUCUUUUUUUUUGUGUGUUCUUCUUUUAAAAUGGCUCCGGUUCAGAUCGGGUCCGAUGGGCAACUUGUCCCCCUCGGGGGCCCGGUUGUCUCGGGUCCGCAGCCACCACCCCCCGGCACCCCAGCUACGCAGGGCGUGAAGCUAAGCCUGCUCAUUGAAUUCCUCCUCCAGCGGACCUACCAUGAAAUCACCCUGCUGGCGGAGCUGCUGCCUAGAAAGACUGAUAUGGAGCGGAAAAUUGAGAUUGUCCAGUUUGCAAGUCGCACCAGGCAGCUCUUUGUACGCCUUCUGGCCCUGGUGAAGUGGGCGAGCAACGCAGGGAAAGUUGAGAAGUGUGCGAUGAUCUCCAGCUUCCUGGAUCAGCAGGCCAUCUUGUUCGUGGACACCGCUGACAGGCUGGCUCUGCUGGCCCGGGACGCCCUCGUCCACGCUCGUCUGCCCAGCUUCGCCAUCCCCUUCGCCAUCGACGUCUUGACGACGGGGUCGUACCCGCGCCUGCCCACGUGCAUACGCGAUAAAAUAAUUCCUCCAGACCCUAUCACUAAAACAGAGAAGCAGACCACUUUGAACCAGCUUAAUCAGAUUCUACGGCACCGCCUUGUCACCACCGACUUACCGCCGCAGCUGGCAAAUCUCACAGUUGCGAACGGGCGUGUUAAGUUUCGAGUGGAGGGAGAGUUUGAGGCCACUCUAACGGUCAUGGGAGACGAUCCUGAUAUUCCCUGGCGGCUGCUGAAGUUGGAAAUUCUAGUGGAGGACAAAGAGACUGGAGACGGCCGAGCGUUGGUCCACAGUCUGCAGGUGAACUUCAUCCACGAGCUUGUCCAGGCGCGUCUCUGUGCCGACGAGAAGCCGCUGCAGGACAUGUACAACUGCCUGCAUUCCUUUUGUUUGUCGCUGCAGCUCGAAGUGCUCCAUUCCCAGACACUGAUGCUGAUUAGAGAGCGCUGGGGGGACUUGGUGCAGGAGGAAAAAUAUGUUCCCGCAAAAUACCUCACGCUCUCUGUCUGGAACCAACAGGUUUUGGGGAGAAAAACAGGCACAGCAUCCGUGCAUAAAGUCACCAUCAAGAUCGAUGAAUCAGAUGGAUCGAAGCCGUUGCAAAUUUCUCACGAGCCCGCCCUCCCCGCAUGUGACUCAAAGUUAAUGGAGCGAGCUAUGAAGAUCGACCAUCUAUCAGUGGAAAAACUGUUGAUCGACAGCGUGCACGCCCGCGCCCAUCAGAAGCUGCAGGAGCUUAAGGCCAUUUUAAAGACCAGCAAUCCCAGUGACAACUCAUUCGUUGAGACGGCUUUGCCCACAUUGGUUAUUCCGAUACUUGAACCUUGUGGUCGCUCAGAGUGCCUGCACAUUUUUGUAGAUCUUCAUUCUGGCAUGUUUCAACCCAUGCUCUAUGGAUUAGAUCAGUCCAUGCUAGAUGACAUUGAAAAGACCAUUAAUGAUGAUAUGAAGCGCAUACUCUCUUGGCUCCAGCAGCUCAAGUUCUGGCUGGGGGAGCAGCGAUGUCGACAGUCCGUGAAACACCUUCCCACCGUUUGCACCGACAUCCUUCACCUCUCCAAUUCAGCCUCUCACCCUGUCGGCAGCUUGUCCAAGCACAAACUCUUCAUCAAGCUCACUCGUCUCCCACAGUACUACAUUGUGGUAGAAAUGCUCGAAGUGCCUAGCAGUCCCACAGCGUUGCAGUACAGAUACUCUUUCCUGUCAGUUUCUCAGUUAGAGGGAGAGGAUGGGCCUAUGUGUGCACAACUUUUGCAGCUUUUCAAACCCAACCUGGAGCACCUUGUCCAGGACCCGACGACGGGGAGAGAGGCGCGACCUGGAGCAAAGAGAAAGAUUGCUGGAGAUCAAGGGGACCCCGAGCCUAAGAAACCCAAGAGGUCUGGAGAAAUGUGUGCGUUCAACAAAGAGCUGGCUCAUCUCGUAGCCAUGUGCGACACCAACAUGCCUUUUAUCGGUCUCAGAGCCGAGCUUUCCAACAUGGCGAUUCCAAACGAAGGCGUCCAGGUGGAAGGAGACGGCAGCAGUCACGCGAUACGACUGCUAAAGAUCCCGCGCUGUAGAGACGUCGGAGAGGAAACCAGGAGAGCUUUGGAGCGCUCCCUUUUGGACAGCACCAUCCGCUUGCAGGGGAGGAAUAACCGAACCUGGGUGGCUGAGCUUGUGCUGGCCAACUGUCCGCUCAGCAGCACCAACAGCAAGGAACAAGCUUCCACGCGCCACGUUUAUCUGACCUACGAGAACCCUCUGUCGGAGCCAGUGGGCGGGAGGAAGGUUGUGGACAUGUUCCUGAACGACUGGAAGGCCAUUAGCCAGCUCUACCAAUGCGUCCUCAACUUUUCUCGCACACUGCCAGAAAUGCCCCCUUACCUGAGCCAGUUCUCCGAGGUGCGGUUGUAUAACUACCGUAAGCUGGUGCUGUGCUACGGCACCACCAAGGGCAGCUCUGUCACCAUCCAGUGGAACUCCAACACGCAGCGCUUCCACCUCGCCCUGGGCACCGUGGGGCCCAACUCGGGCUGCUCCAACUGCCAUAACAUCAUCCUCCACCAGCUGCAGGAGAUGUUCAACAAGAACCCAAACGUGAUGCAGCUGCUGCAGGUGCUUUACGACACACAAGCUCCUCUCAAUGCAAUCAACAAGCUACCAACAGUGCCCAUGCUGGGGCUCACCCAGCGCACCAACACCGCCUACCAGUGUUUCUCCAUCCUGCCUCAGUCGGCCACGCACAUCCGCCUGGCGUUCCGCAACAUGUACUGCAUCGACAUCUACUGCCGCAGCCGAGGGGUGGUGGCCAUCCGCGACGGAGCCUACAGCCUCUUUGACAACUCUAAGAUCGUGGAGGGAUUUCAACCCGCUCCAGGACUGAAGACUUUCCUCAACAUGUUCGUCGACAGCAACCAAGACGCUCGCAGACGCUCGGUCAACGAAGACGACAACCCUCCCUCGCCUGUGGGCGUCGACGUGAUGGAGAGCCUGAUAAACCAGCCGCCAGCUCCACAGCAGCUCCAGCCAAUGAGAGGAGGCGCCGGAGGCGUGUACCCUCCGCUCACGUCACCGCCACCAAACUACCACGCCAAUGUUACCCCGUCGCCAUCCAUGAUGCCCACCCAGUCUCCAGGGAACAUCCAUGCCUCUGGCUCCCCUAGUGGAGCUUUGAGGGCACCCUCUCCUUUUGGCCCCACCCCGUCUCCAUCGUCUCUGGGCAUAGCCAUGGGCCAGACCAGCUUUGCCAGUCCCCACGGUCCUCUGGACCCCAGCUCUCCGUACACCAUGGUGUCUCCCAGCCACAGAGGCCAGUGGCCAGGCUCACCGCAGGUUUCAGGACCUUCUCCUGGGGCAAGAAUCCCAGGCAUGUCCCCCGGCAAUCCUUCCCUGCACUCGCCUAUUCCUGACCCCAAUUCUCCACGCGGUGGGAGUAGUUCCCAAGUCAUGCCUACCAGUAUGCCUCCUCCCCGAAAGCUACCUCAGCGCCCCUGGGCCGCCUCCAUCCCCACCAUCCUCUCCCACAACGCCUUACAUGUGCUCCUGCUCCCCUCACCCACUCCCUGCAUGGUGCCCGGCCUGGCAGGGAGCUACCUCUGCUCGCCGCUGGAGCGCUUCUUGGGCUCCGUCACCAUGAGGCGCCACCUACAGAGGAUCAUCCAGCAGGAGACGAACUUGAUGAUCGUGAACUCCAACGAGCCGGGCGUGAUCAUGUUCAAAACGGACGUCCUCAAGUGCCGGGUGGCUCUCAAUCCAAAGAACUAUCAGACCCUGCAAAUCAAAGUUACCCCGGAAAACGCGGGCCCCUGGUCCCAGGAGGAGCUUCAGGUGCUGGAGAGGUUCUUCGAGACCCGGGUUGCUGGUCCUCCCUUUAAAUUCAACACUCUGAGUGCCUUCACCAAGCUGCUCGGGGCUCCCACUAAUGUUCUCAGAGACUGUGUGCGCAUCAUGAAGCUGGAACUGUUCCCCGACCAGGCCGGACAGCUCAAGUGGAACGUCCAGUUCUGCCUCACCAUCCCUCCGAGCGCUCCCCCCAUCGCCCCUCCUGGGACCAUCGCUGUGGUGCUCAAGGCCAAAAUGCUUUUCUUCCUGCAGCUGACUCAGCGUAUCCCGGUGCCCCAGGAGCCCGUGACCAUCAUCGUGCCCAUUGUGUAUGACAUGGCCACGGGUCUCACUCAGCAGGCUGAUAUUCCCAGACAGCACAGCUCCUCUGGGGCCGCAGCGCUUCUGGUCUCUAAUAUCCUGAAGAGGUUCAACGAGCUGCACCCUGCCAGGCAGGGCGAGUGCACCAUCUUCGCGUCUGUUCAAGAGCUGAUGGCCGGCCUCACGCUUCCCCCCAGCACCCGAUAACAGAGCAAACCAACUCUGACCUCGUGCCGAAACCAAAGCGGGGGUCGCCUAAGAUCAAGCAUGGGGCCCGGUCCAGGAAAAGGAAAAGCUGCCGUCUCAGUACAGCAAGAAACUUUUGAACUUCAUUACUGUCAAAAGGCUAAAACAUCAGCAGGUCUUGAGUUUGGCUUUUCUUUGAAGGCGGGUCUUAGCAAGACGUUAAUUCUGAAUGCAAAAAAAAAAAAAAAAGAUUUGUAAAUGUUUUAUUUUUGUCCUCCAGGCACUUGUAAACAAACCUAUCUAUUGAAAAUUAAGAUUGUUUACAAAAAUAUGUAAAUUAUUGUAAAUAUACUUGAGAUAGAUCUUUGCAAGAAUUGUUUUUUUUUUUUUUUCUUUUUUUUUUACAUCUGAUUGAUAUUACUGUAGUAUCAAGGGAUAGGUUCCUUAGCACAUUAUUUAACGAUCUUCCUGCCUUCAUUUUGUCUGUAUCUGCUCUUUUUUUUUUUUUCAUUUUCUAUACUCUAAAGCUGUGAUAAACUUUAUAAGCCAGUUGUAUUUUACUAAGACCCGUUUUGAGUCCUGAUCAAAGGAUUCAGAAACACGCUGUCUGACUUUGCUAUUUAAUAAACAAAGCCCCGAGUUGGUUUAUGUUUUAAGCAUC